AUGCUGGUCACCGUCACUAAAACUUCUCCAUGCGAGGAGAGUCCUGUUAGCGCCCCAUAUUUACAGAAAUUACUUGAAGAUUAUAUCUCAAAUGGUGAUUAUGAUAACAAGGAAAUAAUAAAGUAUAUCCUUGAAAAUAUUCAGAAAAAGAGUUCAAAGCAUAAAUUCAUGGUACAAGUGACACGAAUAGAUUCUAAAGGUGAUCUCAAUGCAACCACAAGUUUUGGUGCGAUUUGGGAAAAUUCAAGAGAUGGAUAUGUUUCUUUAGAAGUACAGGGUAAAGAAAAUUCAUGUGUUUCCAUGGUCACCGUAUAUUGGAUUUAUAUAUAA
Messenger RNA from [Candida] anglica, 330 nucleotides. The record is from the annotation of a GenBank genome assembly. NCBI's taxonomy places the organism in Eukaryota, Fungi, Ascomycota, Pichiomycetes, Serinales, Debaryomycetaceae.